Molecule: messenger RNA, 6642 nt
Organism: Penicillium brasilianum
Lineage: Eukaryota; Fungi; Ascomycota; Eurotiomycetes; Eurotiales; Aspergillaceae
Source: the annotation of a GenBank genome assembly
CCGGGAGGAUCAAAAGUUGAAAGGUACUUUUCUGCCUGAGGCUGUCAGGCUUGAACUACCCGAUCAGGUAUAGCGUGUGUUGUUGCUCCGACAACACGGCCGUUUGGCGUUCCCACGGAGGUCUAGCCGGUGAUAUCAGCAAAGCUCCAAUUUGAGAGUCCGAUUUCACAUUCGCAGUCCGACUGUGAUCGCCAACCCCCUCUCUGCGCGCCAUGGCGGUUGCCGUCUUACCACCCAGCUCGAUGUCCGAGUCCGUUAAACAAGCCUUACGAUCAACGUCCACGUGCUCCGACGCAACCGUGUUGUCCCUCCAAACAUUGCUCCGCGGAUCGUGCAAGGCGCCCGCGAAGCCCGUACGACGGAAUACAAAGACUACCAAAGAUAUCACCACAACGGCGAGUCGCGCGAAGACUUCUAGGACGGUGAAAACGCGAAACACGGGUGAGACGGGGCUGCAGAUUGUUGACCAGGAUGGGCCCGCGCUGUCGCCUCAGGAGAAGCUCGUGCUUGCUACGGAGGUGUUUAAUGGGACGCUGAAGACAUUGACGGACGCGUCGAAAGGAUCAACCAUCAAGCGUCAGACUGCUAUCGCAGACAAUGUCUCGAUAAAGUCGAGUAGGACGCAUGGAGUGGCCGCGGACAAGGGUGUCGUUUCGGCCGCUGAAUGCGCCAGACUAGCCCUGGCCACGUUACGAGCUUUGAAGAACGAACAGAAAUCAUCGACUGAAUUACCGAAUAUGCAGCUCGAGCAGGGCGCGUGCGUUUUAGCGGGGAAAUUGAUCUCGCUGGGCUUAAACGAGAUGGCGUGCAAGGAACUUCGAUCGUUGAAGAGGAGGAUACAACAACAUCUGGAUGCGACACAGGCUGGAAAGGACAUGGUACCCGCAAAGGGCGGUGCGGAUGAAGAUUCUGGCAAGGAACGAAUGUCCGAUCUUCUUACGUUUUCGAAUAUCGCCAAUGCGGAGACGUUGUAUGGAUUGUUGAUUUCGUACCAUGCGAAUGCGAUGCGGCUUCUGGUUGCGGAGAAGAAAUCCUCGACUACCGAACGGCUCGUUCCUUUUCUGCGGCUCUCUGAUCAUAGUAGUCCGGCAUACGUCAUUCUUGCGGCUAUGGAAUCGGGGAAUUUGAGCAGCGACAAGGCUGCUCUCCAACUACAGCUCCUCUCAAACACGGUGUUGUCUCUAUGCGCCAGCAAAUCUUCCUCUACCGACGAAUCAACAACCAAAGACACAUUGAAACCAAUCACAACCCUGAAUUUACAACUGCUAUCUCUCGAAAUUCGCUGCUUGGGCUGGAAAACAUCUGGACAUGUCUGCGAUGAAAGCAAGGAAAUGAUUGACCCGCUGCUGCGCUAUCUCGGCGGUUUCUCCAAUCGCAGUAAGGAGAUUGCUAAGGCUGAAUUUGUGGCAAUCUACAAGUCGAUCACACGGAUUCAAGCUUCAAUGCUGGAAGUCAAGAAACAGCGCCAAGAAUCCAAAGAUAUGAACUUGGCUGCCAAGAUCAUGACCAUUCUUGGGCAGCUCGCUUUGGAUGCUGGGUGUCUUGAUGAGUCGUUGAAGAUUUUUAAUCAAGCAAUCAUACCACUUUUCAACUCUCAAAGCCUUGCGCUAGCUACCGUUCGGUGCAAGAUUGCUUCCGUCCACUUCCAGGGCCUGAAGGGCUCGCAGAAGUUUCUCGAUGGAGCUCUCAAGGCUACUGCAGACGCCAGUGUUGCGUUGGGAUUGCAGUUACGAGGGAGUGUCAAUGACUUGGACGAAUUGUUGGUUGAAUCGGCGAGACUGAAGAAGCUUGCUCUGGCUUGGUUUGGUGAGACGAUUACCAAAUCCGCCGACAGUGAUAGCGCGAAGAACGAGAUUGCUUCUCAGAUUCGGGAAUAUCUGCAAGCUUUCUUGAGGUUGCUUCGACGCUAUGUUGGGCGGACACCGGGAGAAGAUUGUGACGAGAAGGAAACCGAGAUGUUCAAGGCUCGCAUUGCCAUGUCCAAGAGCAUUAUUCUCGCCGGUGUAGACUCGGCUAUUGCUAUUGGACGAUUGUCGAUCAUGUCGCAGAGACCGCCGUGGGAUGAUAUGCUCCCCAUUCUGACGGAUUGCCAUCGGCUGCUCACGAGCGUUGAAGCUACCGAUGGGAAUGGAUCAGAUGCAGCCCUUACUGAAAGCAUUGGUGCUGCACUUGUCAAACUUUCUAACCUUUAUUGGGCUCGAUACAUCAAAGAGAAGGAGGCUGGUCAGGGCUAUCGCGAGCUUUUGCCCCUCCUGAAGCAGUCGACCCAGCUACUCUCAACUUGCUCACCUAGCCAUCGCAAGACCGCAUUUGCCGCUUCCAAGUUCGAGAGGACUGCCCAUCUGUACCUUGAUGGUAACAAGUUUGAUGAAUCUGAAAAGGCUUUCAGAUCUUCAAUCUCAGAAUAUGUCAACGCGGGGACUCUUGAGGAGAUUUCAAGAGGUCAUGGAGGUGCUAGCCCCAGUAUGCUCAAUCACGACCCUCAGAGCCCUGGAUUCAUGCUCAGUCGCGUUCUUUCUGCUUUCUUAAAGAUGAAACUACGACAGAAGGGAUUGAAGUCUUUGUCUGUCUAUGAUGACGAGGAGCUAGGGCCUGAGCGAAGAGGCAUCCUCCUCGAAUGGCAAAUGGGUCUUCUUUGUGAUUUCCAUGGCUAUUGCCCGAGUGAGGAUGACUUUCAGUCAAUUCUGAGCCCGGUUGUUGCCAGACUUCUCGACAAUUACUCCGCCGAACUUCACCCCAUCCGACACGGCCGAGUCGUUAUCUCUGCUCUUCGUUUCCUGCUUGAACACCCCAAUGCCAUGAAUGCUGAUCUGACUGCAAGACUUUUGGAAGAAGGAACGGAAGCUCUGAAAUGUGACAAGGGGGCUGGUCAGGACACAGACUUGGCUCCAUUUGCGACACAUAUCCUAAAUUCUCUUCGCGUAAUCAUUGGCUUCCACCAGGGGAAGAUGGACGCGUGUGAACUAGACGACACACUUUCCUCUUGGUCCUCUAUGGUUCGCCAGUGCCCCGACUUGAAAUCGCUGUCUCUUUGCAUCACGGAUACCGAUUACUGGGUUCUUCAGCUUAAGGCUUUGGUUGACUACACCGAGAUUCACGGCCUUUGGCAAGCUCAGCUAUCUGCCCUUGAGUUGAUUCUUCGUGCAGCAGAGCUACUUCAAUCAGGGGACAUCUCGGAUGGAAUUGUCAUCCUCGCUCGACUAGUACUGCAACACUGUCGUCUUGGUCAUUGCCAGAAGGCUGGAGACUUGCUCGCGCGCGGCGAACAGUAUCUCGCUAAAAAUCAGGUCUCCUUGCUCGCAACAAUUUCUUACAAACUUGCUCGGGUCGAAUACCUGCUUGAGACCCAGGAGAUUGAGAAAGCAGCGGCUACUCUUAUCGCGGCCAGAGUGCUUUACCAAAAAGGUCAGAGCCCGGAAGAGCUCAGCAAUUUGACCGUUUUGUCCAAGAUUUCGUGGGAACGAUUGAUUGCAGAUGCUGCCUUUGUGCAGUCCCGACUAUCGACUGCUCAGGGUUCAAUGACCCACGCACUGUACUUUGCCAAGUUGUCUGUGAGAUUGAAUUGCCGAAUCUGGGCAAAGGUGGAGAAGCUAGCUCAGAAGAAGCAGGAUCGAUCACUGCCGUCAAACGCAGGUUCUGACAUGGAAGCUGUCGCUGAGGGUGUGGCGAAGCUUGAUCUCUCUCAGAACGGGUCCUCGCCUGAUGUAUCCCCCAGCUAUGUUCAGGGGGCUCCAUUCUGGCCGCAUCUCGGGUCUCAUCAUAUCUGCUUGCUCAAUCUGGCCACUUUGUCGGCCCACCAUGGCUUGUUCCAGGAUGCCACCUACUACGGAGAGCAGGCAUUGAAAAUUGACAGGACACUGGAUGCUAAUGUACGACUGGUUGCUGCUCAAACUCAACUUGGCUGUUACUGGAUUCUUGGUGGUCAUUUGAGCGAGGGACAGGAUCUUCUUGCCGCGGCUUCUGACUCGUCCAAGCAGCUUCAAACCAGUAUUGAAACCGUUUCCCUUCACAUGGCUCUUGCCUCUCUGUAUCGGGUACAAGGACAACAUGAGAAGGCGCUUCGCCUACUUCAAGAAGCAGAAAAGGCCAUUGCGUCCGUGACUUCUUCUGAUACCGUGAGCACCUCGGUGGGUCCAUGCGUUGCAGUCCUCGAAGAGAAGAUGGCGAAGUUGCAGGUUCGUGCCAGCAGACGCACAGCAUCGACUGCUUCCACUGUUGCGCCUGUGCGUCGAACUCGCGCGACCAGCGCAGCUGCUACAUCUCGAACCUCGAAGAAGACCUCUACUGCCAAGACGCCGAUGCCCGAGAUGCAAUCCAACUCCCUUCUCCGAUUAAAGGGCGAAGUUCUCCGACAGCAAGCUGAUUGCCUGCGUGCCCUGCGCGACUUUGACCGCUCUGCCCAAACUCUCACCGAAGCCCGACAAUGUGCAGUAGCCCGCGAGAGCAAAGUCUCCAUUGAAAUCGGCGAAAGCGAACAUCUUCUCGCCGACGCAAUCCGCCAUUUCGCCAGCCAUGCCGUGUAUUGUGUUCUUCCGGAAUCCACAAUCUCUCUUCCAUCACUCACGUCUCCAGUCAAAGGGGGUGAAGACCCAGCACCGCAACCUACAAAGCCUACAGCCACCAAGCGAACUCGUGCUCCCACCAAGACUACGCGUGCCAAGGCGCAGAAGGCGAGCGAGGACUUUUCCAUUAUGCUUUCAAAGGCGAGCGAUUGUCUCAGGAGUGUCUUUGCCGAUGCUACCGUUCUUGGUUCGACUCUUGAGAGUCACGCUGCGUCGCGUCUCAUGAGUCGGAUUUCUAUGCUUUCGCAUGCUACUACACCGGGAGGUCCUGCUACCUGGGCACAGUCGCCUGCGAACAUGAAUGAGAUCGGUCGUGUUGGGGCAUUUGCUCGCGAACGUAUGGCUAUUGACUUUGAUCGGCAACUGGCUGACUUUGCCGAUCCAUUGCUGUGGCCUGCUUCCUCACCUACGGCCAUUGAAUUGAACGAAGAUAUUUGCACCAACUUUACCGAGAACUAUAUCGACAUCCUGCCCGAGAAUUGGAAUGUUCUCUCCUUGUCACUGAGCGCAGACCGCACCGAGUUUGUGGUCUCCCGGCUCCAAAAGAACCGCUCUCCAUUCCUCCUUCGACUUCCCCUGCGAAGAGGAAACUCGGACGAUGAUGAAGAGGAGCAGUUCACUUUUGAAGAUGGCAAGGAGGAAAUGCAGGAGCUCAUUCAGCUGGCCAACCAGAGUGCGCACGCAGCGAAAGCCCAGACUAAUAAGCAAAUGAAAAAGGAAUGGUGGAAGAACCGGGAAGCGCUUGAUCGUCGAAUGGAGAGCCUGCUUCAGAACAUCGAGAAUGUCUGGUUUGGAGGAUUCCGUGGUGUGUUCUCGCCUCUUGCACGGGAUGGUGAUGCCUUUGCUCGAUUUGAGAAUGCUUUCCAAGGUAUUCUUGACAAGCAUCUGCCCUCUCGCCAAAAGGGCGGAAAGGCUUCCUCGCCCCGUCUGACACUGCAUCAGAAUGUCGUGGAACUUUUUAUUGGUCUUCGCGAUCUAGAAGACCAAGAGGAGCCCGAAGAUAUUCUGAUGGAUCUGCUUUACUUUGUGGUGGACAUUCUUCAAUUCCAAGGUGAACGCAAUGCCUACGAUGAGAUUGACUUUGACAUGAUGGUCGUCGAUACUCUUGAUGCAUUGCGAGGCUACCAUGAAGCUGCCCGGGAGGAACUCGCUACUCGCUCCCCGAGUCACACAGUGCUAGUCCUCGACAAAGCCUUGCAUCUAUUCCCGUGGGAAUCUCUUCCUUGCCUGCAAGGCUUCCCCGUGUGCCGAGUCCCAUCUCUCGAGUGUCUCCGCGAGCGAGUUCUCAAUUUCCGCGACUCCCACUCUGGCGCAGUCAUCAAGCGUACUUCGGGCUCAUACUUGCUCAAUCCGACGGGUGAUUUGCGCACGACACAGGAAACAUUCGAAGGGGAUCUAUCGAAGCUGGAGUCCUGGACUGGAAUGGUGAAUCGCGAACCCUCCGAAGAUGAAUUCCGCGCCUCCCUGGAGACCAAGGAUUUAUUCCUGUAUUUCGGUCACGGUAGUGGCGCGCAGUACAUUCGUGGUCGCACCGUCAAGAGGCUGACCAGGUGCGCUGUCGCGUUCUUGAUGGGUUGUAGCAGCGGCACUCUCACCGAAGCUGGGGAAUACGAGCCCUAUGGCACACCUAUGAACUAUCUUCAGGCUGGCAGUCCAGCGCUCGUUGCCACGUUGUGGGACGUGACUGAUAAAGAUAUCGAUCGGUUCGCGACGUCUACGUUUGAUACGUGGGGUCUGGUGGAGAAGAAGGAGAACACUCCCCGUUCGGGUGAUGGUGGUUUGGAUACGGCGGUUGCUGGGGCCAGGGCGUCGUGUGUGUUGAAGUAUUUGAAUGGAGCUGCACCCGUGGUGUAUGGAGUUCCGGUGUUUUUGGAUUGAUAGGGGUGGUCCUUCUUGGUUGUCCAGUGUAUAUUAUGUUUUUGCUUGUCCUGUUUCAUAGAUAUGGGCGCUGGAAUCGGUCCUUUGUUUCUCAUAUACAUACCCAUAUUCAUUACGACUUUUUUCCGUGACGAGUACAACCUGUCUCUACUUGGAUAGCCAUGGUAGGUAUCCCGAUAGCUUGCCUGUGCAUUAUAUCCGA